This is a messenger RNA of Amphibalanus amphitrite, 3655 nucleotides long. RefSeq lists its product as uncharacterized. Gene Ontology annotation, cellular component: nucleus. The transcript is spliced from 4 exons. Gene Ontology annotation, molecular function: zinc ion binding. Bases 1197 to 3380 code for a protein of 727 amino acids. NCBI's taxonomy places the organism in Eukaryota, Metazoa, Arthropoda, Thecostraca, Balanomorpha, Balanidae. The record is from RefSeq and is a predicted model, not a curated record.
UGAGAUAGAGUAAGAUCUGUAGAUUUUCACAGUUUUUGGUGACAUUCGACCACCUACUUUCUUAGUUCCUAUCGUCGAAAAAAUCGCGGUGAUGUGUGCUUUUGAAUGAUAUGUGAAUUUGGUGCCUCAGAUGCUAAAUGUUUGUUUAAGAACCUGCUUUAAUUUGCUCAAGAUCUACUCUGAUUGUCUGAAAAGAAACUGCUUUCACAAUAAGUGAAAUUUGAUUUGAAAAGUACCUGAUGCAAAAUAUUUCCCACAUCAUUACGAGAUAGAUAUACCGCUGAGGCAUUGAAAUUUCAGAUCUACGCUGCUAAGCAUUGUUCUCCUGGAUAUCUUGUGUCAUCCUGCUUCCAAGUCCCAGGCAAUUUCCUCUUUAUCGUAAAUGCUGUCAAUAGUAUAUUUUUAUUACUGGUAUUUUAACAAGCUGGUGUUGUGAUGUAACAAACUGGCAGCCAUCUCAUGGCUAGAGCUUGCUCACUGUUUUCAACUGUUGACAGGAAAGUGUCAAGUGGGAUACCUGCUUUUCCAUUGUCAUUACCAAAGUUUGUUGACAAAGCAAGCUCCAGUUUAUUUGGGUAGUCAUAAAUCAGGCAUCACACUUCCCUAUAAAUAUAUGAAGGCAGUUUGACAAUCCAUGGUCUUAAGACUGCUGCCAGAUUAUGAUGCCACAAAUAUACCUAGUUACAAUCGAUGCAGCUUUUUGGACUGGUGAGGGAAUUUGCCUGGCAGAGCAAGAUGACCAUGCAUGAUUUACCUACAGGAAUGUUGCCUGUUGCAUUGUUUUGUCUGCAGCUGCUUACAACUUUCCUGUCGCAGCUGCUUACAACUUCCCUGUCAUAUGGAAAAAGUAAUUGCUGAUCGAAAAUAUCAACCAACCUAGCUAAUACCUAUAUUUCUUUUCAUAUUGGCAGUCAAUUUUCCCAUGGCUGUUAAAUCUUCAUAUUCUUCAGGUGAUUUUCCGUAGGUAUUGAUUUAUUGUGAAGUGUCAGAAAAAACUGCAAAGUAAGGCUACAAAAGUGACAGAGCACUGACCAGCGAGGUUGACAACUGAGUAACUGACACCUGGCAGGGCACCACCUGCAUCCUGCACUAGCUGCCACCAACUGAAAAUUGACUUUGGUUUGUAAUGUUUGUUUCAGCUGCUACUGUACUGUUGCCAUUUCAGAUAAGUUGGAUUCAGACGCAGUCCUGCAGCCAUGAGCACCAUGUCUGUCGACAAUCAGCUGGAGAAGCCGGCGUUCCUCCAGUGCUGUCUGGUGUGUAAUGUCCCGGUACCGGCGGCGGCGGCCGGCGCGGACCCGGAGCGCGCCGCAGAGUCUGCCAGUCUGCGCCAGCUGCUGGCCGGUCACAUCAGCACGGCGGCGCGCGACGAGCUGGACAUUGUGGAGAGCGUGUGCGCGCCGUGCCUGGCCACGCUGCAGCAGUGGAACGCGGCGCGGCUGACGGUGCGCCGGCUGCACCAGGCGCUGGCGGCGCGGUACCGGUGCGCGCGGCAGCGGCGCGCCGCCUGCGUGCUCAGCCUCCACCUGGAGCGGCUGGUGGUGCAGAUCCCGUACGGCGCCUUCCUGCUGAACGCGCGCGGCCUGGCCGGACAGCCGUGGCCGGAGCUGGUGCGCCGGGUGGCCGCUGCUGUCCUGGAGAGUGCCGGCAUCGCGCGGCCGGCGCGCACCGAGCCGCCGCCGCCGACCGGCACCAGGACGGUGGGCUGUCAGACCCCGGCUGAGCCGACCCCGGAGCCGGUGGUGGUGCCGAAACAGGAACCCGAGCCGGCCACAGUAGCGGUCGGCACCGAGCCGGAGCCCGCCGGUCAGCCGGCCGGCCGCUCCCGGCCGGCGGCGGCCCGCAGACCGCGCGGUAAGCGGCCGCGGUCCGCCCUGCAGCCUCCCCGCCCGGCCGAGCAGCCCCCACCUCCCCCUCCGCCGCCCCCGCUGCUGGAGGCGCCCCGGCCGCCGCCGGAGCAGCCGUCACCCCGGCCGCUGCUCGGCUGUCUCCGCGGCUGGGAGGGUAUCACCAACGUACAGCCGUCGGCACCGCAGCGGCCGCCGGCGGCCUCCCAGAAACGGGUCGGCUUCGAGGGUCUGAAGGAGCAGGCGGCGCGCGCCCGGGACCUCGAGGAGACGCUGUCGAUCCUCUCCGUGGCGGAUACGGCCAGUCUGCUGGACCGCACCGAGACCCUCUCCGUGUUCUCAGACACUGCCGACCUCAGUACGCUGGCCGACGAGAACUGGCCGUCCCUGGAGGUGACUGGCGGCACGGAGCCCGACAUGGCCAUCCCUCUCGUGAAGGAGAGGCCCUCAGAGGGCACCAUGUCCGUAUCGUUUGCCGAGCCGUCCGGCGGCGGCCGGCGACCCGUUCGGCGCACCAUCGACAGGGGUGAGGACCUGCUGAGGGAGUUUGCCGAGACCAUGUCCAACAUCUCCGAGGGCGUCGUGCUGGAGGACCUGGAGGGCUACUUCGAGGAGAUCGACCGACCGUUCUCGGGCGGCGGGCGGCCGCUGUCUGCUUCCACCGAGCCGCCGCCGGCGCCGGCCCCCUCCCCCGCCUCCACGGCCGCGCUGCCCGCCGCCCCCGCCCCCGCCUCCGCCCCCGCCGCCGCCCCGACCUCGGCCGUCCAGUGUCCCGUGUGUCAGAAGCAGUUCCGCCACCGGCGCUUCCUGCGGCCGCACCUGCGACUGCACGACGGCUCGCUGUUCCACUGCGAGCGGUGCGACGCGCCGUUCCUGCACUACUACAAACUGCAGCUGCACCUGCGCCGGCGGCACGGUGUGGCACUGCGGUCGGGCCGCGCCGCCGCCGGCCGCCCGGCCGCCGCCCACCGGCGCCACUCGGCCGGCAAGCUGAGCUGCGCCGACUGCGGCCGCCGGUUCACCCAUCUGACCACGCUGCGGCAGCACGAGCGGCUGCACCGCGGCGGAGGCUACCGCUGCGAGCAGUGCGGAAAGACGUUCCCCUCCAAGAGUGAGCUGUCGCGCCACGCCGAUGGUCACCGGCCCGAGAAACUGUACAAGUGCGAGGACUGCGGCAAGGCGUUCCAGGUGUCCACGUCUCUGGCGCGCCACCGAACGCUACACACGGACCGCGCGUCCCGCUGCGACCUCUGCGGCAAGGAAUUCGACCGCAAAGAUACCAUGCUCAGGCACCGCGAGACGCACAAGGCCAGCAACGAGCACUCGUGCCACAUCUGUGGCAAAAUGUACAAACAGCGUCGCAUUCUGGUCAAACACGUCCGACUGAUGCACGGUCCCGCCACCCACGUGUGCGAGGUGUGUAAGAAGACGUUCCGGACCAACUACGAGAUGGUGUCGCACGCGCGCAAGCAGCACGCGAAGGUGGCUCAGCCUGAGGGGCUUGUGUCUGAGCUGCCGGCGCAGCCCGCCUGAGCGGCCAGUGGUGUUUGGUGAAUGGAGCCGCAGGAGUCGGCCGCUGAGCGAUGGACCCCGGUGGACAUGGAGGCUGUGUGGGAGCUAUGGUACAACUGCCCCGUUGUGUGCACCUGUGGGGGAGCUGUAACUGAGCAAUGGUCUGUUCCUCAAACUACCCUUCUCCCCUCCCUAAUGUUAACUUAUCUUCCGUCCUUUCUGACUUCAGAGCUUUCAGCCCUCGUAAACCCAUAACAUCUUAUUUGUCCGUGGUCGUCGUGGCAUGUGAUUGACGA